GUCGGAUUGAGUUAAAGGGCCAAGUCUCCAAAGAGCCUCGCGGUGGGAGGUCAUGCAGCCAGGGCCUCCAGCUGGGAUGGAGCCUUGGCAGGGUGUCGACUGGACCGUCAUUGUGCUGACAUGUCAGUACAAGCACAGUGUCUAUGCCUUUCAGAAAGAGCUGGAGGUGCGGCAGAAGCGGGAGCAGGUGCCGCGGCGAACCAUCCUGCUCACAGUGGAAGAUCCUGAGGCCCAAGUGGGCAGUGGGGGAGCCACACUAAAUGCCCUCCUGGUGGCUGCAGAGCACCUGAGUGCCCAGGCGGGCUACACGGUGGUCACUUCUGACGUCCUGCAUUCUGCCCGGAUACUUAUCAUGCACAUGGGCCGAGACUUCCCCUUUGACGACUGUGGCCGAGCUUUCACAUGCCUCCCGCUGGUGGACCCCACAGCUCGAGUGGAGUCUCUCACCUGUAACCUGGAUGUGCUGCUAUACAUCAUGACCCACAAGCUGGGCCGUGGCUCCCCGCCAGGUGUAUGGGUCUGCAGCACAGACAUGAUUCUCUCUAUUCCCACAAGCCCAGAGGUCUGCUGGGAUGACUUCCGAGGAGCCAGGGUGUUCUCUCUGCCUGGUAGUGUGACCUAUGCCCAGGACCAUGGGGUCUACCUCACUGACUCCCAGGGCUUGGUCUGUAACAUUUUCUACCGGGGCUCAGAGGUCCAGAUCCAGCAGUGCGUGAGACCCGAUGGGAAAGUGCCGCUGGUCUCCGGGAUCGUUUUCUUCUCUGUGGAAAUUGCUGAGCGACUCCUGGCCACUCACGUCUCACCACCGCUAGACGCCUGCACCUACAUGGGCCUGGACUCUGGUGCCCAGCCUUUCCAGCUGUCCCUAUUCUUUGACAUUUUGCUGUGCAUGGCACGGGAUGUGAACCAUGAGAGCUUUCUGGCUGAGAUGGGUCAGGGCGACAUGGACCAAACGAGGGGCCAACGGAAUGCACGGGCCGUGCUGUGGAAGGAGCUCCGGGACCAGCCUCUUAGCCUUGCAUACAUCCCAGACGGUACCUACGAGUACAUGACCUCAUCGGCCAGUGCCCACCUCCGCAGCCUGACGCUCCCCCGGCACCUCUUUGCCCAAAUUGUACACUCUCAGGUGGAGAAGCCUCAGUUCUUAGAAGCCGGCUGCUCUGUGGUCAAUAGUCUGUUGGAGGGAGAGGUUCGCCUGGGCCCUGGGAGUGUGAUUCAACAUUGCCAACUCCAGGGUCCCAUCCACAUUGGCCCUGGGUGCCUCCUGCUCGGGCUGGACAGAGCUUCUUCCAGCGCCCUCCGUGGCUUGGCGCUGCACGACGUCAUCCUCCAAGGACAUCACAUCCAGCUGCAGAACACCUCCGUCCGGGUGUUCACUCUCAUUGGGCGCCGAGACGACUGGCAGAGCCCAGCGCUGGGGAAGGGCACGUAUCUCAAUGUGCCCUGGACUGAGUUCUUCCAGAGGACAGGCAUCCGGGAUGGCGACAUAUGGGACACGGAUGCCCCACCAGGAGAGCGCUGCCUUCUCACCGCUCGGCUCUUCCCGGUCUUCUUUGCCUCCCGGUCCCCAGACCCACAGGAUGUGCUCUGGCUGCUGGGGUCCAGAGGUGGAGACUCCCUCCAGGCGUGGAGAGCCGCCUGGCGCAUGUCCUGGAAGCAGGUUCAGCUCCACCUGGACCAGGUUGCCACGCUGGCUUCUCGCCGGACCCUCUUCUUCCAGCAGGCCCAGGGGAAGGUGCGGCGUGUGCUGGAGGGGCGUCAGGACCAGAGCCUGCUGCCGCUGAUCAGGGCUGCCACCCAUGAGGGGUGCCAUGGGCUGCUGCUGACGACACUGGACCAGGUUGCAGCUCAGGCUGAAGAUCCCGGUGUGGCCGCCCGGGCCUUGGCCUGUGUAGCUGAUGUACUGGGUUGCAUGGCCGGGGGCCGUGGAGGGCUUCGAAGUGGACCCGCAGCCAACCAGGAGUGGGCCCUGGCCUUCCAGCACCUGGAGAGAGGGGAUGUGGCUAGGGGCGUGGAAGAGCUUGCCCGUGAGAGGACCAAGUGGCUCGGCAGGCCAGCCCUGCUCGUGAGAGCUGCUCGGCAUUAUGAAGGAGCCGAGCAGAUCCUUAUCCGCCAGGCAGUGAUGUCUGCCUGUCGCUUUGUCACCACGGAGCCAGUUGAACCCCCACCUCGGGGGCACUGGGUGGUGGUGGAGUGCCCAGCCAGGGUGGACUUCUCCGGUGGCUGGAGUGAUACUCCGCCCAUCACCUAUGAGCAUGGAGGAGCCGUGGUGGACCUGGCCGUGCUGGUGGAUGGGCGGAGGCCCAUCGGGGCCAGGGCACGUCGAAUCACUCAGCCCGAGCUGCGGCUGUCAAUAGGGACCCGUGUGGGUGAAGUGUUCACAGAGCUUGUGUGCCAGAGCCUGGAGGACCUGCAGGAUUACUGUCAGCCUCACGCGCCAGGGGCUCUGCUGAAGGCAGCUUUCAUCUGUGCCCAGAUUGUGCAGCUCCCCUCCCCAGAGUCCCUGCAGACCCAGCUUCACCAUGGCUUUGGGGGUGGCUUCGAGCUGCACACGUGGUCUGACCUGCCUCAUGGCUCUGGCCUGGGCACAAGUAGCAUCCUGGCAGGGGCAGUGCUGGCGGCCUUGCAUCGGGCAGUGGGUAGAGCAGUGGACACUCACGCCUUGAUCCAUGCUGUGCUACAUUUGGAGCAGAUGCUUACCACGGGAGGUGGCUGGCAAGACCAGGUGGGUGGCCUCGUACCAGGCAUAAAGAUAGGGCGAUCAAGGCCUCAGCUGCCAUUGAAGGUGGAGGUGGAAGAGAUUUCGGUGCCUACAGACUUUAUACAGACUCUCAAUGAGCACCUACUUCUAGUGUACACAGGCAAGACCCGCUUGGCACGGAACUUGCUUCAGGAUGUACUGAGGAACUGGUAUGCCCGGCUGCCUGCCGUAGUGGACAAUGCCCAAGCUUUGAUGAGAAAUGCUGAGGAAUGUGCUCAGGCCUUCAGCCAAGGGAGCCUGCCCCUUCUGGGCCGGUGUCUGAGUCGGUACUGGGGACAGAAGAAGUGUAUGGCUCCUGGCUGUGAACCCCAGGCCGUGCGGCGCAUGAUGGACGCCCUGAAGCCCUAUGUGCAUGGCCAAAGCCUGGCGGGGGCUGGCGGCGGCGGUUUCCUCUACUUGUUGACUAAAGAACCCCGGCAGAAAGAGGUCCUCGAGGGAGUGCUGGCCAAGACAGAGGGUUUGGAGAACUACAGCAUCCACCUGGUGGAGGUGGACACCCAGGGCUUCAGCCUGCAGCUGCUGGCCAGUGACACUUCUGCCUGACGGCUCCUCGACUCCCAGGCCCCGUUCCAGCCAGACACAGUUGUAAUGCCAGGCAGGGAAGAGCCCGAACUUUGUGCCCAGUGAGCCCCGGCUUUUUUACUUUCCUCAUAGGAAGAGGCAAACACCAUUCUCUUUUGUUUCUCUCUGGGAGCCAGAGCAAGAAUUGUUGGGACUUGAGAUGGCAAGCAGCCUAUUCUUUGAGGAAUGGCAAGGCGUUUGGGAUUUCCCAGUCCCAGCAGACAUUAACAUGGUCUCUAUCUCAGCCUCACUCAUCUCAUCCUCCUGUCAUGGUGGCCUAGGCUCAGAGCCCCAAGGGCCUACCUUGCUGGUCGGUGAUCACGAGUGAUCAACCCCACUGUUCUACCGAUGUGAGGAGGGGGACGUAACGUGGAACUGAGGGGAAUCAAUGAGAACAGGCCAUCCCUCCCCUAGGUUAUGCUGCUAAUUCUGUCAACUCAUUUCUACAAAUUGGGUACACUGACAUUUACUUGGGGUUUUGUUGGACUUUAGCACCACUGGGCCCACUGUCCUCUGGUGCUUCUCUGGCACAAAUGGAUCAGGAGUUGAAAGAAAGCGUGCAGCUCACGUAGAGCAGCGUUCUCAUUUUGCAGAUGAAGCUGAGGUCCCCAGGUCACACAAGACCACUGCCUGCUGACAGCAGUCCAGACUAGCCACCUGACAUACUGACCCAGAAACCAAACCAAUCGUCCCCUCGUGCACCUGAUUUCCCACACCAAGCGGCCCUGUGAAUCUCAGUCUUUCCUUUCUGCCUUCUCCAGGGCCCCUUCCAUAGGAGGCUGGCUCUGUCUUGGGGACUCUAGGACACAAUUCUAAUUUUCUGCACACCUUGGCCCAAUUGUAGCAAGCAUACUAGGGAGUUUAUUUCCCUUCUGGGCUGGGUAAACCAAAGGAAGCCAGACUUCCCUCCCACCAAGCUUCAGAGAACUACUAAUGAAGUAGCAACUCCACCAGCAGGUGAAGGAGUAGGGAGCAGCGCCGUGGUCAUUUUGGGCACAGGGAGGCUGGGGUAUCCAUGAGGCUGACUCACUUCAUGCCAGCCACGAGUGUGGUGACAUACUGUCUUCACCACACCCAAUUCUCUAGCCUGGGGCCUGGAGCUAGAGGGGGUGCCGAACAAAGUCAUUGCAAAUUCAGGUUUUAACAAAUGAAUGUUGAGUCAUAUGUUCUAAAAAGGACACACGAGUCACCUGCACAAGCUACUGCCAGAACCAGGCCUUUCAGGUUGUGAUUUUUAGUGGCAAUAAACUGAUCAUUCUUUAGUA
Vombatus ursinus (common wombat) is the source of this 4587-nucleotide messenger RNA. It is a transcript of the gene FCSK, whose product is annotated as fucokinase. Gene Ontology annotation, biological process: GDP-L-fucose salvage. The record is from RefSeq and is a predicted model, not a curated record. Gene Ontology annotation, molecular function: ATP binding; fucokinase activity. Lineage: Eukaryota; Metazoa; Chordata; Mammalia; Diprotodontia; Vombatidae. The transcript is spliced from 24 exons. Bases 53 to 3304 code for a protein of 1083 amino acids.